Messenger RNA from Chanos chanos (milkfish), 2067 nucleotides. Its product is annotated as zinc finger MYND domain-containing protein 15-like. Gene Ontology annotation, molecular function: histone deacetylase binding. Lineage: Eukaryota; Metazoa; Chordata; Actinopteri; Gonorynchiformes; Chanidae. The record is from RefSeq and is a predicted model, not a curated record. The transcript is spliced from 14 exons. Gene Ontology annotation, biological process: negative regulation of DNA-templated transcription. Bases 1 to 2067 code for a protein of 688 amino acids.
AUGGCUCAGUGGUAUCGCUGCUAUCAGGCGGUCCGUAGCGGACGCGUAGAGAGGAGCGGAGAAAAUGAGCAGAGUGCACAGAGAUACAGCAAACUCCCCGUCGACCGCAAGAGUCCUCAGUGGCUGCUCCACCUGAUGGACUGCACAACGCCGCCCCCUGCCGCCCAAACACGGCUAAGCCAAACAGGGAUUGACCCGUCAUGUUUACGUAAGAUUUGGAGAGCCAUAGUGGAAAUUCAGGUGGCUUUGAGGGUGAACUGUGAUGGAGAGAGUGUGCUGAUGGUAACGGAUGCCUCUGGUUUUCUGCUGGGUUUCGAUGUCCUCCCGCGAGGUUGGGCCAACUCUUUGGAAUUGGGAGAGGUUGCCGGAGGUGACAGUGAGGGUGCUGUGUCUAUCACACUAAGAAUGCUGGGAUUGCUGCGUCACUCAAUGGAGACCCCAAUGUGCGGUGGGUCACCACGACAACCAGAAAUGUUGCGGGUCAGCAACAAGAAACUACACAGGUUGUUGGGUCGGAGUGAAAGAACUCUUUCAGUUCUAAAUGUGAACCUUGCACCUGAGGCUCUAGGUGGUUGGGGUCCAACAGAGAUGGACCAAGAAACAGGGGCCCCAAAAACCAUCCCCUUCAGCCUGCGCUGGCCCCCGCUACGCCAGUGCCACAUGUGUAAGAAAUACUCUUUCCCAUGUCAGCUCAAACCAUGCCCCCAGUGCAAAGCUGUGUUGUAUUGUUCAGACCAGUGUUCCCAGUCAGAUCUUAGCCGGUGUCCGGAGGACUCCAGUCACCACUACUGGUGUGAGAAACUGGCUCUCUUUAUGAGUCACGAGCCCCAGCUGGCUGCCCUGCCUUUUUCCUAUGCCAAAGACUCAACAGCUGUGGACUUUGACAUGGAGCAUUUUCUGGAGAAGAAUAAGUUGGACAGUGGUUACUGGCGGCACUGGAGUUUGCUCGUCUGGUCUCCACGUUUUGAGCUUCACCAUGGAAUGGAACAUCCCAGAGAUCCAGUUCCCCUCUGGCUGUCUGGUCACAUGGAGCCAUAUGGCUCAUUGAAAGAGGAAGCGGAUAUAUUGCUCGUUCGCAUUCCACACAACUCCCCAAGCCUCAGUCACCCAUUAGUGUCUUGGUCUCAGUACUGUAGCUGGAGAGGUCUCAGCCUGUCGUCUCCCAUCGCUCCCCUACUCAGCUCUCCUCUGUCAGUCUACUAUAUCAUCACCUCUCUGGUGCCUCGUGACUUCCCAGAGCUGAAUGUUCUGAAGAAACAGUCUUUGAAGAUCCACAUCAUUGAGUCCUACAGGGAAUUCCACUCUCUAAUGGUCUUCUGGGAGCUAUCUGUGCUGCUGCCCCAUGUUACCUUUGAGCUCUUGUUCUCUGGAGACAGAUUUCCCCCAGAGAGCGACGGACAGCAGCUCCUUCUGCAGAGGAAGAAUGGCCAGCUGACCUUGGUGACCCCUGACUUGACCUCAGAGGAGAGGGUAAACAGGAGAAGCAUUCGGAUCAGAGUGCACAGCAAGCCCUAUCACAUGCUUCAAGGCCCCAAACCAGACUUAGUGAUCGGAUUCAGACCAGCGUUCCCUCUUCAUGACUCCUGGCUCAGUACACUGCCUCGACUGCAGUCUCUCAGGGUCCCUGCCUACUUCUGUGAGCCCAGUGAACUUAGCUGUGUGUCCAGCCUGCAGGUCAUGAACUCUGCCACAGGGGGCGCUCUCACCCCUCCUCACAUGAACCCUUUCCGCUGCCCCCUGCGUAUCUGCGGAGGGGACAACCUCCUGCCCUGGUUCUCUAAUGCCUUCAUCUUUCACCUCAUCUACAAAUCUCUGGUGCCCUGCCCACAGCGCUUCUCAGUGACCAGUCUCCAAUCCUGUGGGCAGGCUGACCAACAGCAGCCAGCAACUGUGAGAGGGAGCUGCACAGUGCCAGGACCUGCCCCAGGCAAAAGCCAAGCCCAACCGGAAGGAGAGGAAGCAGGCCUGCCCGGCACACACCUCGUAAACGCAAAUAGACAUGUAACCACACAUGUAUUUAAAGAGGAACUGAACAAUCCGUCGCACCGGCGCAUGACCUUGUCCUGA